AAAAAAAAAAAAUGCUAGUAAUGUGAAAAUGGGAAGUUGCCCAAGUAAUGUUUUGAAUUGCAGGGAAACAAAAGAGUAGUUUCCUUCCUCUUCUUCCUCUGCUACUCUUCUUUUUUAUCCAAAUUUCCGAACCCUAAAUUGUUUUUUAAUUAACUGGGAACGAAAAGGCGGAAAUUCGUAACAAGACCAUCAACGUUAACACAAACAACCAAAAACCCUAACAAAGCUCCAGCCAUUCCUUCAUGGGCAAAAGACGAGGACGCAAACCCAAAAACCCCACCCCCACCACCGCUACCACCACCAACAUCGCUCAUUCCCUAGAUCCCACCACGGCAAAUACCACCGAUGACGACGUUUUCUCCGUCAACAACGUUGAAAUCAUCAAUCCUACUACCCCUAUCCCCACCAGCAACAAUCACCACCACCAUGUUAGCCAGCGCCGCCGCGGUCGUCCUAAGAAGCGCCCCAAACACUCCCUGGAAAAGCCCGAGAAGCCCCCGCCACCAGUGAUCAAUGGAGAGGCGGGGCCCGGUCUGCCUGUGGAGAGUGUGGCGAGGGUAGUGCCCGCGAUGGAUGCUGUGGUGAAAGUGUUCUGCGUGCACACGGAGCCAAAUUUCUCACUUCCGUGGCAGAGAAAGAGGCAGUAUAGUUCGAGUAGUAGUGGUUUUGUAAUUGGAGGCAGGAGGGUUUUGACUAAUGCUCAUUCCGUGGAGCACUAUACCCAGGUUAAGCUCAAGAAACGAGGCUCUGAUACCAAGUAUUUGGCUACGGUGCUCGCUAUUGGGACUGAGUGCGAUAUUGCUCUGCUGACAGUCAAUGAUGAUGAGUUCUGGAAAGGAGUCUCACCUGUUGAAUUUGGACAAUUGCCUGCACUUCAAGAUGCCGUGACCGUUGUGGGUUACCCAAUUGGAGGAGACACAAUUUCUGUGACAAGUGGUGUUGUGUCACGAAUAGAGAUCCUGUCUUAUGUUCAUGGGUCCACUGAGCUUUUGGGUUUGCAGAUAGAUGCUGCUAUAAACUCGGGAAAUUCUGGUGGGCCUGCCUUUAAUGACAAAGGACAAUGUGUGGGCAUUGCAUUUCAGUCUCUUAAACAUGAAGACGUUGAAAAUAUAGGGUAUGUCAUACCAACACCAGUCAUCACCCAUUUUAUCCAAGAUUAUGAGAAGAAAGGAGCAUAUACAGGAUUCCCAUUUCUUGGGAUUGAAUGGCAGAAAAUGGAAAAUCCAGAUUUGCGGAUGGCUAUGGGUAUGAAGCCUGAUCAGAAGGGUGUUCGUAUCAGAAGAAUUGACCCCACUGCUCCAGAAUCUGAAGUUUUGAAGCCAUCAGACAUUAUUCUCAGUUUUGAUGGGGUAGAUAUUGCCAAUGAUGGGACAGUUCCCUUUCGGCAUGGAGAGCGCAUAGGUUUCAGCUACCUUGUCUCCCAAAAAUAUACUGGGGAUAAUGCAGCAAUUAAGGUUCUCCGCAACUCUGAGAUUCUAAACUUUGACAUCAAACUUUCACCUCAUCGAAGGCUCAUUCCACCACAUGUCAAAGGCAGACCUCCUUCAUAUUAUAUCAUUGCAGGAUUUGUGUUCUCAACGGUUUCUGUUCCUUAUCUCCGUUCUGAGUAUGGCAAGGAUUAUGAAUAUGAAGCACCUGUGAAGCUUUUGGACAAACUUUUGCAUUCAAUGCCACAAUCUCCUGAAGAGCAACUUGUUGUGGUGUCUCAGGUGCUUGUGGCUGAUAUUAACAUCGGUUAUGAGGACAUUGUUAACACUCAGGUUCUUGCUUUCAAUGGCAAGCCUGUGAAGAAUCUGAAGAGCUUGGCCAACAUGGUAGAGAGCUGUGAUGAUGAAUUUUUGAAAUUUGAAUUGGAAUAUGAGCAGAUAGUGGCUCUCCAGACAAAGACUGCCAAGGCGGCUACUGUAGAUAUUCUUACUACGCAUUGCAUACCUUCAGCAAUGUCAGAUGAUCUUAGGCCUUUAAUUGUGUCCUAGUAUAGGUACAUUGCUAUGAUCUUGUAGCCUUGUUACCACCACAUAUUCUGCCAUGAACAUUAGGAGGAAGAAAAUUUUGUAGAUUCCUUGAGGGUGGACGGUGGACUUUGGAGGUUUAUGUAUCAUUUGUAAUAUCUGAUGCACCUUCCCUAGAUGGUGUUAGGUGUUGACCAUUUUCUUUGAGAAGUGUGGCGGAGUUCAUUGGGAUCUCAAUAGCGAGGGAAAGCUCUCCAGGAACAUUAGUAAUGGUGAUUCUUUUCCUCCAGUUUUCACAGAGAAACUUUUGAGAACUGGGUUGGCAUUUGGUCAUUUGUAGCUUUUUCAUUGAAUAGAAAAUUAAUACAACCUCGUUAAUACCGAA
Molecule: messenger RNA, 2337 nt
Organism: Hevea brasiliensis (rubber tree)
Lineage: Eukaryota; Viridiplantae; Streptophyta; Magnoliopsida; Malpighiales; Euphorbiaceae
Product: protease Do-like 9
Exons: 9
Coding region: 243-1976 (577 amino acids)
Biological process (GO): proteolysis
Molecular function (GO): protein binding; serine-type endopeptidase activity
Source: RefSeq, a predicted model, not a curated record